Cuscuta europaea is the source of this 2299-nucleotide messenger RNA. The record is from the annotation of a GenBank genome assembly. Lineage: Eukaryota; Viridiplantae; Streptophyta; Magnoliopsida; Solanales; Convolvulaceae.
UAACCGAGUUCAGAAUAGAGGAAGAGCGACAGUGCGGGUGGAAGGAAGGAGUUACGUUUCCUAUACCACCUCGCUACCUGCAACUCCACCAUUCCUUACGCCGGCCGGGUACGCCAUACUAUUAAAUCAUUUCUAGAAUACCAUUUUUAUUAUAUAAUAAUAAUAAUAAUAAUAAUAAUCUAGUUGUUGCACAAUUAAAUUCUCAUUUUGUUUCGCUCUCAUCUACAAAUUAAAGAAUCUUGAACAUAUAUUAAACUAUAUACUUACAAAAUUUGUAAUAAAUUAACAUUUGAAUAACAUAUACUAGUAUUGCAUUCAAGUAUAUGAAAUUACUUUCGUUUAUCUAAAUGAGAAGUAAUAUUGAGAUGUUAAAACUCUUAGAAGUAAUAUUAUUUUGACAUAUCUAAAUAAGAAAAAAAAUACUCCAUUCGUCACAAGUUGUUUUGCAAAAUCAACAUUUUUUGGUCAACUAAUAAAAAAAGUCAAUGUUCUCUAUUGAUAAUUACUUCAAUUUUAAUAAUUAAAAUUUAUAUAUUCAGAAAUUACAUUAAAAUUCUUCAAAGUUGUAAGCUCCAAAUUAGAAUAUAAUUAAAAUUUGACAUUUUAAUUAAGCGAAUAAAAUGAAACUGUUUGAUUAAGAAAAGUCAAAUUUGCAAAUCAAUUUGGAACGUAGGUAGUAAUAAAAUUUCGUGGAGGGAGAAGUAUAGCUCUCACUAAGUCUCUCCUUAGUGAGGGGUAUUGUAUUCAAAUUCAAAUCUAAUCAAAUGGGGAUGAGAGGGAUUUUGCUCUCUAUGAUUCUCAUAUUUUUACGGGAAAAGAGACGAUUUAGCCUUGAUUAAUACGGAGUAGUGAGCAAGACUUAUUGUGAUCAACUUGAGAUGCUCUGAAGGAUAUGCACCAAGAUUUGAAAAACAAAAUGGAUAAACAAAUAUAGUUGGGUGACAACUCUGACAAGAAACGAACUUUAUAAUCCAAAAUCUUUCAAGAGGUUGAAUUCCAACUCUAAAGGCCGCACACCUCGACCCGACAAAACUUUUGAGAGAUUAUCACAAAACUCUAAAGGCUCGUAGAUCUCUAGGCAUCUUUAUUCUCCACUCUUUGUUAAACAUUGCAUCAUACACAAUCUUAUAAAACAAGGUGUAGGCAUUUUUUUUCUUAGAAAACAAACGCACGUCUUACAUAAGUCGAACGGACCCGAAGGAAGGUGGGCGGGCCAGAUGACCAGUCCGCGUGUGUAAGGUUCAUGCAUCUUUAUCCGGCCGCUCUCUUUUCCAAAAGUUGCAGAGAAAGUGAUCAGAGGGUACGCAGAAAAAACAACUUCCAACAAAACCAGCAGCCCACACCUUCAACAUUAACACACUUGAAGACCGCCUUCUCUGCUUCUCUAUUCCCCGAAUCUUCCACUCCACGUCUCCACCUCCAAACACCGAUCACCUGCCAUUUCUCUCCAGGGAAGGACUUUUCUGUUAAUGGAUGUAGAGCCUGCCUACAGAGUGGAGAAUAAAAAUGUCGUCCAGGGGAUGAAAGGUGCGCUGUGGCCGUUGGAUGAAAUAGAUCCAAAGAACGGAAAGUUCCCAUGUUGUUUGGUUUGGACUCCCCUUCCAGUGGUGUCGUGGUUGGCUCCUUUUAUUGGUCAUGUCGGGCUGUGCAGGGAGGAUGGGGCAGUGAUUGACUUUACGGGUUCCGGCUUUAUCAAUGUUAACGACUUCGCAUAUGGCGCUGUGGCGAAAUACCUUCAACUAGACAGAGAUCAGUGUUGUUUCCCGCCGAACCUUGCGGGGCAUUCGUGCAUUCAUCGGUACAAACAUGCAGAGUUUGGAACAGCUAUUAGCUGGGACGACACGAUCCACUCCGGCAUCCGCCAAUUCGAGCACAAAUCGUACAACCUCUUCACAUGCAACAGCCACUCCUUCAUUGCCAACUGCCUGAACAGGAUGUGCUACAAGGGAUCAAUGAAUUGGAACAUGAUCAAUGUCGCGGCCCUUGUUUUGCUGAAGGGGCGAUGGGUCAACCUCCUCUCAGUCGUGAGGGCAUUUUUCCCUUUUGUGUUUGUAGCUUGUUUGGGCAUUUUUAUGGUCGGGUGGCCUUUUUUUGUUGCCUUGUUUUCGUUUUCAUUUCUCAUUCUUGUAUGGUUUGUUUUGGGCACAUACUUCUUCAAAAACAUAUUGGAAGACUAAAAUGAAACAGAAAUUCAUUUUAUUUCUCCUGACUUCUACUGUGACUAAACAUCAUACCUCGACACAUCCAAACAUGUAAUCCUCUACUCCAAUAAAAACAGCUAUUCAUUUUCUUUCUCCCC